AUGCUUCCCAAUACACAUAGACAUAGCACUUGGAGUACUAAUUAUGGAUGCAGCCGUGUGGAGAUGCUAGAGAAGAAGGUCGACCAGCUGACGUCGCAGCUGGCUGCCUUGACCCGACAGGACGGGCAGACACCGCCCGAUACAUCUACUUCUAAUCCGCUCGCCCACGACUUGGGCUCGUCUUGUGAUCCCGAGCUGGAUUCGACAGACAUUGCCGGGCUGCUAGAUGCUGCUAAAGACCCAUCCCAUGGCCUCGAUCCGCCGACCAGCUCUGUUCUGGAGGGUCAGCCAUCUAUCGUAGAUCGAGGACUUUUGAGUGAAGCCGAGGCUGAACGCUUGGUUACGACAUUCCAGCUUGACUUAGUGCCCAAGUUUCCCUUCGUAUUGAUUGCACGCGGUGAGACAGCCGCUCGCCUCAGGGACCGAGAGCCUUUUCUCUUUUUGUGCAUCGUGGCCGCGACCAUAGGCAGUGCGCACCCUCUGCGGAAAACUGUCGCCGAGGAGAUUAUGGAACACGUUACGUCGAGGGUUGUAGCACGGUCUGAGAGGAAUCUCGAGUUGCUCCGUGGUCUGUUGGUACACUGCGCAUGGUACUCAUAUCCUGCAGAAAGAUAUCACCCGCGACUUUUGCUGUUGAUUCAGUUUUGUGUUUCUACUUUGUAUGAUUUGGGACUGCACAGAAAGCCUAGUCCAAAUUCGGAUGAGCAGCGGGCGCUGCUCGGUACGUAUUGGCUGUCGGUUGGUAUCUGUGGCACACUCGGCCGGCCGAUUAUCAUGAAGCAUGAUUCUCGAACUGGUGAGUGCAUUGAGAGUAUAGCAGCUACCGAACAUCUGUCGGAUCGGUGGAUUGCGGCAUUUAUCCACCUACAGUCUUUCUUGGCAACAGUGGAUGAAGUCUACGCUUCGAUAGAAGCAAGCAGUGGAAGGGCGCUCAUCCAAGUUACGCGCAGCUCUCUGCAGCGGCAAUUUGAUAGCGUGAGGGCAUGCGUAGAAAGAGAUCUCUCAAGCUAUCCUUUGUCAACAGAAAGUGCAAUGCGCACUGAAAUCAAAUAUGUCGAAAUGCGGCUCGAGGAAUUAUCUCUUCGGGAGGAACUGUGGAUUGCAGAGCCUGCCAGCGCAGUCCGGACAACGAUGCUGAUGGGUAUAAUCCAGCGAAGCAAGGAGCUCAUUCACACGGUCAGAGACCUACCAGUCUCGGAGAUUGUCCAUAUGACAAUAACUACAAGUGCUCGUAUAUGUGCCGCAGUGGGCUACAUGCCCACUGCAGUAUUGACCCUUCUCAACCUCAUUACUGGCCCCACCGACUCUACCACGGAAGCCCAAGUGCAGGCCAUUGUUGAUGCAGCAGACUAUCCCAAUCUCGUCACAGAGCUUGCCAAGGCGCUGGAGACGAAAUUUGAGGGAAUGUCUGCUGCAGACAAAGAGACGGACAUUGUGGGGAGCCUUUGCUCUAAAAUGCGGCUGCUAGCACGUUGUUACCCAUAUCAAAUCAGGGCAAUUAUUGGAACUGCGCCGUCCCAAGACGCCAGGCAGGAUACGUCCGUGAUGGCUGUUCACGCCAACGAGGUCGCUAUGACACCCCAAGUCUGGCCGUCUAUCUACGGUGAUCUGGGCGACAUAUUCCCCGUCGAAGACAUCCAAUGGGAUUCUAUAUUGAGCAAUUUCACUGGUUUUAGCUCGUAUAGCUGA
Messenger RNA from Penicillium egyptiacum, 1689 nucleotides. The record is from the annotation of a GenBank genome assembly. NCBI's taxonomy places the organism in Eukaryota, Fungi, Ascomycota, Eurotiomycetes, Eurotiales, Aspergillaceae.